Messenger RNA from Anoplophora glabripennis (Asian longhorned beetle), 1893 nucleotides. RefSeq names its product conserved oligomeric Golgi complex subunit 8 (gene Cog8). The coding region runs from base 125 to 1852 and encodes 575 amino acids. NCBI's taxonomy places the organism in Eukaryota, Metazoa, Arthropoda, Insecta, Coleoptera, Cerambycidae. Gene Ontology annotation, biological process: intra-Golgi vesicle-mediated transport. Gene Ontology annotation, cellular component: COG complex. The transcript is spliced from 5 exons. The record is from RefSeq and is a predicted model, not a curated record.
GUUGGAAUGGCCUGACAUUUAUUUAAUAGUGAAAUUCUUAUAUUGAGAAUUUUUAAGAUUUCAAACUAGCAAAUAAUUUUUUUAAUUUUAGCCUUGGACGAAAUAAAUUAAUUCUACAAUCACGAUGUCCACUGAAACAGAGCAAGCCCGAAUUGAAUUAUUACAAUUACUUUUUCCCGAUGAAUAUCCAAGUGAAUGGAACUAUGACGGCAAUGUUCAAGAUUAUUUGACAAAAUUGGGAACUUAUAAACUAGAGGAUUUGGUGAAGGAACCAGAUCGCUUAAAACUGGAAACGAAUUCAAUUCAAGAGCAGAUCCAGGAACUAGCAGUUACCAAUUAUAAAACAUUUAUAGAAACAGCAGAAUGUUCUAGAGAGCUUUUUAAACAAUUCAAUACUAUUGAAAAUAAGUUAGAUAUCCUUAUAGAUAAAAUACCAAAGUUUGAGGAGGAAUGCAAAAUAUUUGCGGAGAAGUCAAGUGAUAUAAAUGAUUUGAGGAAAUUAACAUCUUUAACCCUGACUAAAAAUGCGCAGUUAUUAGAAAUCUUGGAAUUGCCGCAAUUAAUGAAUUCUUUUAUAAAUGAUGGUUUAUACGAAGAUUCUUUAGAGUUAGCUUCUCACGUUCGAAAAUUGUAUAACAAAUACCCUGACAUACCCAUAUUUAAAAGCAUUGCUGAUGAUGUGGAUAGAGCUUGGCUUCUCAUGUUGCACCAAUUGCUAGCACAGUUAAGGCAAGAUUUGUCUUUACCGAAAUGUCUUCAAAUUGUCGGUCAUUUACGGAGGAUGGAAGUUUUUACAGAAUCUGAGCUAAGGCUUAAAUUUUUACAGACCAGGGAUUGUUGGUUACAGAAAUGCCUUCAAGCAAUCCCUAAAGAUGAUGUUGGUCAUCACUUAACAAAAACCAUAGAAGUGACGAGAGUAAACUUAUUUAACAUUAUCACUCAAUAUCGGGCUAUAUUCAACGAUGAUGAGCAUAGUCCCUUAGCUUUGAUGAAAAACCAUAAUGUCAACCAAAACGUGAUAUUUUUUAGUUGGAUAAAGGAUAAGAUUGCUGAAUUUUUGCUAAUAUUGGAAGAAGAUCUAAAGAGUGUCACUUCUAUAGAAACAAUUCUUGAGCAGUGCAUGUAUUUUGGUCUUUCGUUUAGUAAAGUGGGUUGCGAUUUCAGAUCAUUGAUGAUACCAAUCUUUACUACGAGAAUAUCUCAAAAUUUCUCUGGUGCCGUAUCGGAAGCUUUAAAAAAUUUUGAAACGAACAUCGAACGGUUCACUUUGAUUAACAAAAACCAUCCUAGCAUCCCGUGGAAAACCAAAAAUGAAGAUCCGCUGCAACCCCCAGAUAGUUUGCUGGAGUUUUACCCCUUAGCCGAUUAUUUGAACAGUAUUUUAAUUGCGUUGAAUAAAUUGAGGUUGUGUGCACCCAUAGCUAUUAUUGACGAUGUGGUGAGUUCCUUGCAAAGUUCGUUGAUUUUCAUCUCAAAGUCUUUGCUUGUAUUAUACAAUCAAGAACAACAAGCAUUUACUGUUAAUUCAAAGGACGCCUUUACUCGUUUGUGUAUGAGUUUUUCCGACGAUUUGGUUCCUUAUCUGCAAAAGUGUGUGCACGUUAUUUUUCCGCCUAGUCAGAUUGCGAUGAAAUUAGGUGUUAAUGUUCAGAGUUUACAACAAGAACAUAUUUCGUUUUUGGAUAAAAAUACUAUAGUGGAACCUAUUAAACAUUUAUUACCUGCAAAAAUUGAACCUGAUGUGACCAGGGCGAGUGUAGAGGGUAGUAAUAAAAAUGACGAGGGUGCAAGUAUAAGUAAUAACGUCGAGGCGCAUUCAAAUGAAAAUGAGAAUUUAGAGGAUAAUAAUUAAACGUGUUAUUGCAAAUUUAAGGUCGAGAAUUUAAAAAAAAA